Messenger RNA from Antechinus flavipes (yellow-footed antechinus), 2800 nucleotides. It is a transcript of the gene OPTC, whose product is annotated as opticin. The record is from RefSeq and is a predicted model, not a curated record. The transcript has 6 exons. Bases 197 to 1183 code for a protein of 328 amino acids. Lineage: Eukaryota; Metazoa; Chordata; Mammalia; Dasyuromorphia; Dasyuridae. Gene Ontology annotation, molecular function: protein binding.
CUAACCUUAGAAAACUAUUUGAGAUACUGAGAGGUUAAGUAUUUGGCUAUCUAUGAUCAUAGAGCUGAUAUUGGAUCAGAAGCAGGUCUUUCUCCCAUGCCAUGUUGUUGCUCAAUAAAUAUUAUAAUUCUUAUCCUCAUUUCACCCAUAAUAUGAAAUCCAACUUUACACUCUCCUUUUUCCCACUAAAAGCACCAUGAGGAUCUCCGCCCUCCUGGGACUGAUAUCCCUGGUCAUCCAGGAGACAGAAGCUUUGCCACCCUGGACGGAGGGAGCGGUGAAGCAGGAAGAACUCCAAGAUGAAGGGACAGCCUACAACAAUCUGGAGCUGGGGAGCUAUGACCCAAAUCUGGAUAAUUAUGACUUUAGCAACUAUGAAGAGCAAGCUAUAAAGAGUGACUAUGGAGACCUGACCCCAAAGACUCAAGUGGGCACUCUGGCCCCUUCAACCAUGAGUGUAUCCACCAAGACUGUGAUGGCCACCAAGGGCCCAAAGACGUGGACUUCAGUCACCAACCCUUCCAUAUCUAGCCUGCUUAACUUGCUGACUGCCAUGGGUUUGCCCACCUGCCUGAUCUGUGUGUGUCUUGGCACCUCUGUGUACUGUGAAGAUGUUGAUCUGGAGCACAUCCCUCCUCUGCCCCAGGAGACAACUUACCUUUAUGCCCGCUUUAAUCAUAUCACUCAUAUCCAGUCAGGAGAUUUCAAAGGGCUAAGAAAACUAAAGCACAUUGACCUCUCAAACAACUGCAUCUCUACCAUUGAAGAUGAUGCUUUCUUAUUACCUGCUCUGCAAGAACUGAUCAUCCCAGAGAACAACCUGGCAUCUCUGCCUAGGCUCCCUGCUAGUCUUGUGAGACUUGAUGCCCAAUUCAACAAGCUCCAAAGCUCAGGAAUCCUACCAGAAAGUUUCAAAGAGCUAAAGAACUUGCAGUUUCUCUACCUGUCGAAUAACAAGCUGGACUACAUCCCUGUGCCCUUGCCCUUGAGCCUGCGUUCUCUACACUUGCAAAACAACCACAUCCAGACGAUUGCUGAAGAUACCUUCUGUGACCCUCAGGACCUAACACACAUCCGAAGGACCCUGGAAGACAUCCGCCUGGACGGCAAUCCCAUCAACCUCAGCUUCUUUCCUAAUGCUUACUUCUGCCUGCCCCGACUCCCCAUAGGCAGUUACACUUGACUCUGAUCUUAGACACAUAGAAUCACUGGGAUUUAGAUCUGAGAGAGGUCUUCUAGCCCAACCCCCUCCAUUUUAUAGAUAAGGAAAUUGAGGUCCAACGGGUUAAAUGAUUUACCCAAAGUAACAAGGUGAAUGAAUAAUGGAACUAGGAAUUUAUAUCUACUCUGACUGCAAAUACAGUUCUUUUUCCACUACUCCGUACUGUCUCAGAGAAGAACAGAACUGGAAUGGAAUGUAAAUAAAGAAUAACAUUAGCCUCCUUGCUCCUGGGAAUGAUUUGAGGCAGCCAGAGACAAAUCUUGGCCCAGGAUCUGAAAAAAAAAUUCAGGGUGAAUUAAUAGAUAUUAGAACAUGGGGAUUUUUGAGAAGCAGGCUGAGGAGAAAGCUUGCUCUCUGGGCUUUGAUCCUUAGUAGCUUCAUCUGUAAAAUAAGGAUAAUGAUGUUUUACUGGGUAUCCCAUCUUAUGACUCUUUUUUCCCCUUUUAAUCUUUAGGACUUAAUUCAUUUAUGUAUACACAAUGAAUAUUCACUAGGUGCUUGUUAUCAAUGAUGGGGACAGUGAUAAGGAUGAAACUUUUCUCCAAACUUCAGUUUCCUCAUUUAAAAUGAAAAUGUUGGACUAGUUGGUCCUUUACCUGAGGAGGUUGUCAUGGUGAAAUUCAAUGGUUCCCAAUAUUAUUUUGUUCCUUAAACCCCUUUCAACAACAACAAAAUGUGUUGUAAAUCCCCAGAGUAAUUAAUAUCCUACUCAUAAUAUUUUUAAACAAUUAUUUACUGCAUACACCAUCUUUAAGGAAUGUUUAGUACAAACCCCUUAGGCCAUCCUGGAAAACCUUCAGAAAAUCUCUAAAUGGGGACCACUGGUAUAAUAGAGGGAGUACUGAAUUUGAAGUCAAAAGACUCCAUACCAGUUCUGCUCUUCUCCGAAGUAAUGCAGAGUAAUGGAAAGAACAUUGUAUUUGUAGUCAGAGUAGUUGAGUUCAAAUUCCUAGUUCCACUAGGCACUUACCUUUUGAUUUUGAACAAGUCAUUUAAUUUCUCUGGGCCUCAGUUUCCCCAUCUGUAAAGUGGAAGGGUUGAGCUAAAAGAUCUUUAAGGCUCCUCUCAGACCCAAAUCUUAAGAUUCUUUGAGUCUACUCUGGGGUCUCCUUCCUAUCCUCCAGAUAGAAACUAUCUUUGGAAACCCUCUGUUCUCUUCACCUGUUUCAUUCUCUUUGGGGGAGGACACAAUAGAAAGAACAUUUCCUUUGGAGUCAGAGAAGCUUGGCUAUAAUCCUGCCUUUACCAGUUAGAACCUGUGUGACCUUGUACAAAUCAACACAUCUUUGGGGACUCAUCUCACUCAUCUGUAAAGUGAAGAGGGUAAAUAAGACUCAACUCAAAACUCAUUUUCUGCAGAAUUCCUUUUCUGCUCCCUCCUCUAGCUACUUGUGCCUUUUUCCCUAAGAGAAAUUUAUAUUUAUUAUACACACUGGGUUAUUUUCAUAUUUGUGUCAUCAUUAGAAUGUGAGCUCUUUUAGGGCAGGAACUGUUUUUACCCCUUUUUGUAUCCCUAACAUUUAGUGCCUAGCAUGUAGUAGGUGCUUAAUAAAUGCUUGUGGAUUGGCUGACUGAGAA